Messenger RNA from Zophobas morio, 801 nucleotides. RefSeq names its product zinc finger Y-chromosomal protein 2-like. Gene Ontology annotation, biological process: regulation of transcription by RNA polymerase II. The transcript has a single exon. NCBI's taxonomy places the organism in Eukaryota, Metazoa, Arthropoda, Insecta, Coleoptera, Tenebrionidae. Bases 1 to 801 code for a protein of 266 amino acids. The record is from RefSeq and is a predicted model, not a curated record. Gene Ontology annotation, molecular function: RNA polymerase II transcription regulatory region sequence-specific DNA binding; DNA-binding transcription factor activity, RNA polymerase II-specific.
AUGUUGGUUUGGGAGUGUGAAAAUUCCAACAUCGAAUUUUUUUACUGCAAAGACUGCAACUUCCACACAGAAUUGACGGUCCUUUUUAAACAACACGUGACAAAGUUUCACGCAUCGAGGAAAAAACAACGAAAAAAUGCGUACUCCAUCCAAAAGUACAUUUGUGAUCAGUGCAGCUUUGAAACACACUUCGUGCUCAAGUGGCUUCAACACGUCACACGAUGUUUAAAAAACAACGAAAAUUGGAACACAUUUAAACGCAAAAACGUGUCCAUAUACUGGUAUCAGUGUCAAAAGUGUCCCUACAAAAGUAAAGAUUUUUCCAAUUUGAAAAGACAUAUUAACAUACGGCACAUAAACGAAGACGACGUUAAAUGGUUUGAGUGUAAAAAGUGUCCAUACAAAGCUAAACAAAGUUCGAAUUUGAAGUGCCACAUAAAUGCGUGUCAUUUGGACGUGGAAGAAAUCAAAUGGUAUAUAUGUGAAGUGUGUUCUUAUAGAGCUAAACAAAAAGGGAAUUUGAGGAGACACAUAAAUACGCAUCGUCGGCGGCGGGAUAAAUGUGGACAGGUGCAGCUGAACAGUCCACGAAAGUGUAAAUUGAAAGAACACGAAUGUGCAAAAUGUGCGUACAGAAGUUGUUAUACGUCGAAUUUAAAACGGCAUAUAAAUGCCCACCAUUUGAAGGGACAGGAGAUUAAGUGGUAUAAGUGUGAAGUGUGUCCUUAUAAAGCUAAACAACAUUCUAAUUUAAAAACUCAUGUAAAUAUGGUCCACUUAGAUAAGCAAUUGGAGCUAUAA